Messenger RNA from Bombina bombina (fire-bellied toad), 2881 nucleotides. It is a transcript of the gene MAMDC2, whose product is annotated as MAM domain containing 2. The record is from RefSeq and is a predicted model, not a curated record. The transcript has 14 exons. The coding region runs from base 93 to 2168 and encodes 691 amino acids. Gene Ontology annotation, cellular component: membrane. NCBI's taxonomy places the organism in Eukaryota, Metazoa, Chordata, Amphibia, Anura, Bombinatoridae.
CUGUGUUUCAUCCUUAACCCAUCCGAAAGCUGCAGAGCCGGGAGGCUCUCAGUGCACCCUGCGCUCCCAGCUGUAGUCACUUCAAAGCGACAAUGCUGCUGCUGCUGCCUCACUGUGUGCUGCUGCUGUCCCUGAGAGCUUUGCAGUUAGCUGAAGGAGCUGAAGUUUCUCUUGGAUCCUGCAACUUUGAAAAUAGCACUUGUGCCUACAAACCAGCCUUUACAUUUCUACCAUGGACUAUAAAUUUUGAAGGCCAUUACAUUUCAGUGGACACUUCCCAUGGAAAAGUGGGAGAGAAAGCUGUGCUAGUGAGCCCUGACCUCCAGCCAGAAGAAUGGAGUUGCCUGAGAAUGGUUUACCAGAUUGCUGGCUCAGAACUUCCAUCUAUACCUGGUAAACUGAAUGUACUGGUCAGGCCUGAGGGAGAGAGCUUUGAUUAUUUGCUAUGGUCAUCUCAGGAGCAUUCAGACAGCUGGCUCAUAUCAAGCAUAGAUUUGAGAAAUACAACCAAAAAAUACAAGAUCAUACUUGAAGGCAUAAUAGGAGAAGAUAUCAUGGGUAGCAUUGCUAUCUUUGAACUGAAAAUGACAACUGGCUACUGCAUUGAGUGUGACUUUGAAGAAAACCAUCUUUGUGGCUACGUGAAUAGCUGGAAUCCAAAUGUAAACUGGUUUGUUGGAGGGGGCAACAUAAGAAAUUCACAGUCUAUUCUACCAAAAGAUCAUACCUUGAACAAUGAAUUUGGUCACUAUAUGUAUGUAGAUUCUGUUUAUGUCAAGCAGUUUCAGGAAGUGGCUCAACUGGUCUCUCCUACGAUUAUAACACCAAUAUCAGGUUGCCUCUCCUUUUAUUAUCAACUUCAGCGAGAGAGUAGGAAUGGUUUUAUGGUGUUUACCCGUGACUUGCAUGGGUCAUAUGAAGAAAUAUGGAAAAUGGACAGUGUGAGGCCAGGGGAAUGGAAUUUAGCUGAAAUUGAUUUACAUGUACCAAUCCCAGUGGAGAUUGUGUUUGAAGUUGCAUUCAAUGGUAUCCAAGCAGGAUACAUUGCUCUGGAUGAUAUAUCAUUUUCCUCAGAAUUCUGCAGUGGACAACAAGUGCCAUUUUUCAAUGCACAUGAAGCCGGAUGUGAUUUUGAAGAGGAUCUCUGUCAGUUUCAUCAAGAUAAUAAAGAUGGCUCUGGGUGGAACAGAGUGAAAGUAAAACCCAACGCAUAUAGGAUAGGAGAUCACACAACUGGACGAGGCUACUUCAUGCUGGCUAAUACAAGACUAACCUCACAGCUUGGAUACUUUGGACGCCUGUAUGGUCCUUCCUUGCCAGGAAACAUGCAGUAUUGUCUGCGUUUUUUUUAUGCACUGUAUGGUUUUUCUAAAAUGAGAGACACACUGGUUGUAUACAUCUUUGAAGAAAACCAUAUUGUUCAAGAAAAAAUCUGGUCUGUUCCGGAAUCUCCCAAAGGUGUCUGGUUACGAGCUGAAAUCAACAUUCAAAAACCCAUGCCAUGCAAGGCUGUGUUUGUGAGCUGGUGUAAAAGCUUUUGGGAUUGUGGUCUUGCUGCAAUUGAUGAUGUAACAGUGAGCAUUGGAAGCUGCCAAAUAGCAGAUAAGCUCACUCCAGUCCCUGGAGAAUGUACCUUUGAAAGAAAUGAUUGUGGAUUUCAUCAAGAAUGGCAAAGAAGAGGCAAAUGGCACAGGGUACGAGGAGAGACACCUACAUCUUACACUGGGCCAAAAGGAGACCACACUUCUGGGGUAGGACACUACAUGUAUAUUGAAGCCUCUGUUAUGGUUUAUGGACAAAAAGCAAGACUCCUAUCAAAAUCUCUUCAUGCUGUUCAUGGGAAGCAGUGCUUGACAUUCUUUUACCAUAUGUAUGGAGCUGGCAUUGGAUUGCUAAAUGUGUAUUUGAGGACAGAAAGUGACAAGUAUAGUGAUCACCUGCUCUGGACAAAGAGAGGAGAGCAGAGCAUAACGUGGUUAAAAGCUCAGAUAGAAUAUGAGUGUGAAAAGCAACAUCAGAUUAUCUUUGAAGCUAUUCGUGGAAUUUCCAUAAGAAGUGAUAUUGCAAUUGAUGAUAUUCUAUUUAAAUAUGGACCUUGCAAAGAUGAUGAUAUCUUGACUCUGCACUCAUCAGGAUAUUCAGAGGACGUCAAUGAAAUUGAUUUCUAGUCCUAAAAUGUAAAGAUUUAGACACUAUGCACUUCAGAAACUACACAAAUUGUUUAUAGAAUUCUGGAGGAUGUAAAUACAAAAAAUAUAUAAUUUACAGAUACAUAGUACAAACUCAGAGCACGUGUGUUCGGCGAAUAAAAAUCUACUCAGGGCUAGACUUCUGUCACUAAUGUAUUUCUGUGUUACCUAUAAAAAAGUUAUGUGUGCAGACUUUCAAUUUGUCACUGAUUCAAGGGUAUAAAGGGUGUGUAUUUUUAUAAGAGUAAAAAAAUCACAAUAAAAAUGUGUAAAUUGUGUGAUAACAUAUGCAUAUUCUGCAAAUGAUUAUGUUCAGAUUUCUCAUAAUUUAAAUAUAACGAGACAAUGAGACAGGCGAAAGUAUUGUGUGUCAUCAGGUUGUAUGUUAGCUGGAACUCCAAAUACAGAACUUCCAAAAUAAAAAAGCUAUAUUAUUUGAUGUUCAAAAUAACCCUAAUUGUUAAGGGGUUAACAAUGAAAAUGGACUGGUUGGACAGCUAAGGAUCUUCUAAUAUAAGCCAAGGAAUAAGCUUCAUAUAACUGAAGGAAUGUUCAAGAUUAUGAUUGCAAGAUUAUGAUUGUUCCCUUAUUUUUUUCGACGAAUACUGUUUUGUGUGGGAUAUUGAUUUUUUCUGUUUAAUUUUGUAUGUAAGUAUAUUUUGGGAAAUAAAGCAUAAGUUGCUCAUAUUGAA